Penicillium argentinense is the source of this 2163-nucleotide messenger RNA. RefSeq names its product MCM DNA helicase complex subunit MCM5. Gene Ontology annotation, cellular component: MCM complex; nucleus. The transcript has 4 exons. Lineage: Eukaryota; Fungi; Ascomycota; Eurotiomycetes; Eurotiales; Aspergillaceae. The record is from RefSeq and is a predicted model, not a curated record. Gene Ontology annotation, molecular function: 3'-5' DNA helicase activity; single-stranded DNA helicase activity; DNA replication origin binding. Gene Ontology annotation, biological process: DNA replication; double-strand break repair via break-induced replication; DNA replication initiation. The coding region runs from base 1 to 2163 and encodes 720 amino acids.
AUGGAUCGACGCACUCCCUAUACCCUGAGCGUCCUCGCUCCCAGCACUAGUGGCGGUGACGAGUCUCGCACAGUAAUUCAAAAUCGAUUGAGGGAUUUUGUGCUCGAGUUUCAGCUGGACAAUUCUUUCGUCUAUCGCGAUCAACUACGCCAAAAUGUUCUGGUGAAGCAAUACUACUGCGACAUUGACAUCGCACACCUGAUCUCUUACAAUGAAGAGCUGGCUCAUAAACUCACUACAGAGCCUGCCGAUAUCAUUCCUUUGUUUGAGCUAGCUCUUCAGGACUGUACUCGCCGAAUCGUUUUCCCGGGUCAGCGUGAUAUCGACCUCCCCUCCCACCAACUCCUUCUCCACUCUUCGGCAUCGCACAUUUCUAUUCGUGAUCUCAAUGCCACCAAUAUUUCACACCUCGUCCGCAUUCCUGGCAUCGUGAUCGGUGCUUCAACGAUAUCUUCCAAAGCGACUACUGUGCACAUCCGUUGCAAGAACUGCGACCACAGUGAGAAUAUCCAUGUUGACGGUGGCUUUUCUGGCCUAUCCCUUCCGCGACGAUGCGGUCGUAAGAAGGAGCCUGGUGACCAGCCCGGCGAGCAGUGCCCCUUGGAUCCUUAUGUUGUACACCAUGAGAAGUGCCAGUUCGUGGACCAACAGGUUCUCAAGCUUCAGGAAGCUCCCGAUCAGGUCCCAGUGGGUGAAUUGCCCCGCCAUGUCCUGAUCUCCGCCGACCGCUAUCUGGCCAACCGCGUUGUUCCUGGUUCUCGCUGCACUGUCAUGGGUAUCUUUUCCAUCUAUCAAGCCAAGGGUGGCAAGAAGGAGGCCGCCGUGGCCAUCCGCAACCCAUACCUGCGUGCUGUGGGCCUCAACACUGAUGUGGAUCAGACCGCCAAGGGUAACGCGGUCUUCUCGGAGGAAGAAGAGCAGGAAUUCUUGGAGAUUAGCCGCCGGCCUGAUCUUUAUGAUGCUCUGGCCCGCAGCAUUGCUCCGUCCAUUUAUGGUAACUUGGACAUCAAGAAGGCCAUUGUGUGUCUCCUGAUGGGUGGCUCAAAGAAGAUUCUGCCUGACGGCAUGAAGCUUCGUGGCGAUAUCAACGUUCUGAUGCUGGGUGACCCUGGUACUGCCAAGUCUCAGCUGUUGAAGUUCGUCGAGAAGGCCGCUCCCAUUGCCAUCUACACCUCCGGUAAGGGUUCGUCGGCUGCUGGUUUGACCGCCUCGGUGCAGCGUGACCCUGCGACUCGUGAAUUCUACCUGGAAGGUGGAGCAAUGGUUUUGGCUGACGGGGGUGUUGUGUGUAUCGAUGAGUUUGACAAGAUGCGGGAUGAGGACCGAGUUGCCAUCCACGAAGCUAUGGAGCAACAGACCAUCUCCAUUGCGAAGGCCGGUAUCACGACCAUCCUGAACUCGCGAACAUCGGUCCUGGCCGCCGCCAACCCGAUCUUUGGCCGCUAUGAUGACUUGAAGACACCCGGCGAGAACAUUGACUUCCAAACCACCAUUCUGUCCCGUUUCGACAUGAUCUUCAUUGUUCGUGAUGACCAUGAGCGAGGCCGUGAUGAGAAAAUUGCCCGUCACGUCAUGGGUGUGCACAUGGGCGGACGUGGUGUGGAGGAGCAAAUUGAGGCAGAAAUCCCGGUGGACCAGAUGAAGCGGUAUAUCAGCUACUGCCGCAGUCGCUGUGCUCCUCGUCUCUCCCCAGAGGCCGCGGAGAAGCUGUCUUCCCAUUUCGUGUCCAUCCGCAAGCAGGUGGCGCGUGCUGAGGUCGAGGCUAACAGCCGCUCCUCCAUUCCGAUCACUGUGCGUCAACUGGAGGCCAUUGUUCGUAUCACCGAGUCUCUGGCCAAACUGGCUCUCUCGCCCAUUGCCACCGAGGCUCACGUUGACGAGGCCAUCCGCCUCUUCUUGGCCUCGACCAUGGAUGCCAUCACCCAGGGUGAAGGCCAGCAAGGCAGCAAGGAACUCAUGGAGGAGGCCAGCAAGAUUGAGGACGAGCUCAAGCGCCGCUUGCCCGUCGGAUGGAGCACCAGCCUGGCCACGUUGCGCCGCGAUUUCGUGGAUGGCAAGGGGUACAGCGAGCAAGCCCUCAACCGGGCCGUGGUGGUGCUACAGCGACGGGAGACGGUGCAGAUCCGGUCUGGCGGAUCGCAGAUCUUCCGGAACCAGGCAUGA